AUGGCUGAUGUUACUGCUAAUAACAUAGAAGAGACUACUCAACCUUCGUCUGAAGGUGCAGAUCAGACGUCGGUCCCACUACGUUUCCCCACUAUUGACCUUCAGACCUCUUUCGAAUCUCUACUUUCCCACUCCAGCACUUCUUCGGCCCAAACUGCAACCAUGGGACGAUCUACCAAUGUACCACCGUCUCUUGACGAGAGCUGGGCCUCACUUGACGCCUCCGACUUCUUCCAGGACGAAGAGCUGCAGUCAAACAAUGCCGAUACUGAGUCCUUGAUCGACCUCGGUAGCAACCAAGACACCGAGAGUGCAAACAACGAUGAUACAUUGAGCCAAACUCAACCCGAAGACGAAGAAGCCGAGAACAUAGUUGCUGUCGAGCCAGCUGAGGUUCAACAACAAGAUCGCACUGGACAAGAACCUUCAGAGGAAGACGAGCCUAUGGACGAUACAAUUGUGUUACAGAAAUCGAACGUCCAGCCUAACGACGACUCUGUCGAGCUUGAGUACAACUUCGUCUCAGCGAACAGCGUUCUACAAGCCAAGGAAACAAGACAAUCAGUACAAGAAACCAUCAGAAUGACUGUCGCUAAAUCUCCCCUGAAUUUGGCUGGUCACCCUUUCAAGGUGGCUUAUUAUGGUGCGGCCUCAACCCGCGGUACGAAAGACGAGCUGUUAGGCAAAAUUGGUGCUGCUCUGGUGUCCCCAAUCCCUAGAUCUCCUCGCAAGGCUAAGUCGUCGUCUGUCUAUAGUGUUGUGCCGACAGAGUUUGGCCCUGGUUCCAGACCAGCUUUUGCAGAUCUUAUCCCUUCUCAUGCUCAAAUGGCUGUGGACGACAUCUCUGUCAAGAAUUCUAUGCCAGAACAGCCCGGAAAUAUCCAGUUAGAGCUUGAGGAGGGCCUCACACUUGAAUCCCGACCUCGUCGACUGCUAAGGCAACCUAGUAGUCCUCCUUGGCGUCCAGACCUUCUCAUUGUUCAGAUUAGCCGUGACGAUAUCGCAGACUGUCUAUCUGCAGUUUCUGACAUUCUUGAAGUUGCUCGGCGGCAUCGGUGGCCUACUGUUGUGGUCACGACAGACACUGUACCGUCACAAUUCUCGCUGCUGGUUGACCAUGGCAUAACGAAGUCCUAUACCAUUGCGACAGUAGAUGGUACCUUGGAGAGAUCUGAGGCUGUUGACCUGGACACCUUCCUGUCAUUGGACACUGAUCAACUUAACCACUACUUGCAAUUUUUGACGGAAAAGUGUCAAGAGACCUCAAAAGUCAAGCCUCUUUUCGAAAGAGUCUGCGACCUUGCUCGUGAUAUAUAUCACACUGUCCAGCCAUUGACAGCGGUCACUGGUGAAAUACCAGGUUCCGACGGAAAGUACGAUCUAGUCGUGGUGCAGCCUGAGCACAAUCUGGAGCAGACUGAUUCCGACGUCUUCAAGAACAAAGAUUGGUCGUCGAUGAAGAUUCGUGACAUGGUUAAGGAUGUGCUUUUGAGCUGCACAAUAAUGUUGCUAGGCAUUUACAUCGCGAUCUUUUCUCACAAUCUAGUUUCCGAGGCGGUUACUUCUGUCGAGGCCAACACAACAAUGGCUGCUGCCCAGAAUCCGUCAACUUCCACAAGACUUGCUGCCACACCUUCAGCACUUAUCUCUCCUGCUGUUGAUGUCGCGCAGAUCGAGCAGGAUGUUGUUGUAUAUGGCCCUGUUCUUUUCGACCAAGUUUGGGAGCGUCUCACCGGGCGGACCUCUGCUGAGCAGCAUAAGUCUACAGUCUCUGAACCAGUAUCAAAAAUCCCACAAUCACCCGUAAGCAUCGACAUUGCCGAUACUGCCAGAGAGACUAGGAGCUAUGGGAAGAAAUGGAAAGAUGUCGUGGGAGCCAUGUAUGGGUCUUCGCAUACAACAGACCAACCACAGGCGGCGGAAGAAGGAUUCAAGGCUACUGUGAAAAAGCAGAAAUCUCCUGCGCAAGGGGGUAGCCUGCACAAGGUCGGAACAGUGAAGGAGACGCCCUCUCAUGCCUCCUCCGCAAUCCACGAACCUAAUCAAAUGGUGACGAAUUUCAGCCGUGCCGAUAGUCGGAAGAGGCCUUUUGCGUUCAUUAAGCAAGGAUUUGCCGAGACGUUGUUGUUUGAGAAAAUAGCUCGACGACAUAAGCUGAAAAUGGACAUGCGGGAUCAGAUCCGAAAUAUACAUCAGCAAGUGUCCGGUUUCAGCGCUGACGUGUCAAAGAAGAUGCAUGGCAUCGGCCAGCAGACGCAGGAUCAAUUCAUCGACAUAGUCAAGCAGUCUCAGACACAGUUUAGACGAGCAAAGUGGGCUGGUGAGAGGCGAUUGGAAACCAUCCUGGAUAAGCAGAAGAACUUGCUGGCCAAAGCACAGCAGCAAGCACACGUGCUUACUCACGAGGUACCGAAGCGGAAGAAGUCUUUCUUCCCAGGACGAUAG
This is a messenger RNA of Lithohypha guttulata, 2445 nucleotides long. RefSeq lists its product as uncharacterized. The transcript has a single exon. NCBI's taxonomy places the organism in Eukaryota, Fungi, Ascomycota, Eurotiomycetes, Chaetothyriales, Trichomeriaceae. The coding region runs from base 1 to 2445 and encodes 814 amino acids. The record is from RefSeq and is a predicted model, not a curated record.